AUGGACCAAGAUGAAUCGUAUCGUUAUCAGCCUCUGCCACCUGUUGUUGAGCAAAAUCGUCCACCGCCUUUCACACGGCUGCUGUUGCUCAACCCAGGGUCAGCUGAAGACCCUUUCGAGGCGCACCUGGAGCUUGUCCACAUCGAGCAAGCUCCUCCCUACGAAGCCCUGUCAUACACUUGGGGCAAGCCGACAGAACAACCGAGAGACUACAUUUGGCUCGACGGCCAUUCAUUACCCAUCAAACCAAACCUCGAAGAUGCGUUACGGUCACUGCGUUUCCCGAACCAAGCUCGGCGUCUCUGGGUUGAUGCUCUCUGCAUUGACCAGUCGAACCUGGACGAGCGCGCUCGUCAGGUUCAAUACAUGAGGCUAGUUUACAAGCAUGCCGCCCGUGUCGUUGUUUGGCUGGGUCUCAAGACUAGUGGAACUCAUGAAGCAUUGCAAGCUGCGGAGAGGAUUGCUAGACCCAGAGAAUACACAGACCCGGCUCAUAGCGCAGCGGAUAGUGCUCCGCCUGACUCGGAUACUCUUCAGGCUCUAGUCUCUAGCAUGAUGGAGGAUAUCCCUGAGUCUGCCAUGACGAAUUUGGAUGAGGUAUUUCAACGGCCGUACUUCACUCGCUGCUGGUGCGUCCAAGAGAUUGUGGCGUCGUCCUGGGCCAUAGCCAAGAUUGAGGAUUUGGAGAUGUCGUUUUUCGACCUGAUCGCAUCAUCCUUAUUCCUCGUACAAUUGAAACAAGAAGUGGCGGUCAACGCACCAUGGGAGCUAUGGAACAACAUCUUAAUGGUCCGGCAGCCCAAUCAUCCAGUGUAUCAGACAGAGGUGCAAGGUUCUCUGGGCGGCUUUCUGCACCUUCUGGAACUCACACGAACCUUUCAGGCGACCGACGACCGCGACAGGAUAUUUUCUUUGCUGGGGAUCUGCGACGAGGGGAUCAAUCCUAUACUGGCUGUGACAGCGACUGCGAGUGGCCAGUGCGACUUGGCCAGGUUUCUCCUCCGCAAGACACCGCGGGUGCUGGACGUCCUUGACCAUGUUUCGCACAACGAGGAGCCUGGUACGGGAGAGUACCCGUCUUGGGUACCCAAAUGGUUCGAGGGAAGAACGUGUCUCGUCUUCAGAGGAGUCUUCUUUACUGGGUUCUACUCAAAAGGCCGCACUGAUCCAUACCUGGCCGAUCUACACGAUAUUCCCGCGGUAGCUGAGCCAGUGCGACCACGGGUCCUCUCUGUCGAUGGAUACCAUGUGGACGUCGUGGACAGGAUGAGCGACGUAUUUGAGUUUGUUUCCGGGUCAAGGCUCGCAGGAUUUGCCGUUAUCAAGGCCUGGUUUGACCUCUGCGGCGUGCCCAUCAACCCCAGGAGGGGAGCAUUAUACCGCGACGGAAGUUUGCUCGACAUGGCGUUCUGCAAGGAAGUCUUGGGCAGUUUCUUUGGGGCAUCCAUCGGAUCCAACUACUCCUCGAUGAUGCAAUAUGGCGGGUUCUCCAUGACCUUGGAUCAAAGCUUGUUUGGGUCUGUCGAAGAAAUAAAGCUCAAUACACUGGUCAAAGAUCUUUCUGAGAAUUUCCUGGCCUUCACAACCUUCUUGGCCGAGUCUGGAGUCGUGCAAGAGUCGUUCGGAGAGCCCGAGCGCGACAGAAAACUUGUGAGCUUCUUGGUAGGGGUCGCUGUUGCUGCCAACCACCGCCGCGUCUUUGUGACUCGAGACGGGCGCUUAGGGAUCGGCCCCAAGAUGAUGCGGCCCGGGGACGAGGUCAUUGUGUUGUUUGGAGGUCGCAUGCCUUUUGUCGUGCGCCGAAGGGAGAAUCACCAUCUUCUUGUGGGAAGUUGCUAUGUCAAUGAUGAUGAGCUUAUUUGGGGAAAAAUCACGGAUAAUGUAAAGCACAACCGAGGCGGUCCUCGGACUGUGACUUUUGAGUUUCAUUAA
Colletotrichum aenigma is the source of this 1932-nucleotide messenger RNA. RefSeq names its product Heterokaryon incompatibility protein 6, OR allele. Lineage: Eukaryota; Fungi; Ascomycota; Sordariomycetes; Glomerellales; Glomerellaceae. The transcript has 2 exons. The coding region runs from base 1 to 1932 and encodes 643 amino acids. The record is from RefSeq and is a predicted model, not a curated record.